Drosophila rhopaloa is the source of this 1291-nucleotide messenger RNA. RefSeq lists its product as uncharacterized. NCBI's taxonomy places the organism in Eukaryota, Metazoa, Arthropoda, Insecta, Diptera, Drosophilidae. Bases 1 to 1254 code for a protein of 417 amino acids. The transcript is spliced from 3 exons. The record is from RefSeq and is a predicted model, not a curated record.
AUGUCAGACCCAGCGGACAAUCCUCCACUUUAUCUUACUCCGCAGUUCUUCAGGCGCACUCUGGAGCAUGGUUUGCAGCAGAUCAAUCUGCAGGUCCUCGGGGUGCAGCUGAUUAAUCUGACGCGUGGCGGAGAGAACUACUGCAGCAACAUAUACCGAGCCAUCAUUAGGUAUCGCAAUGCCAAUAACUGCGUCCUGGAAACGUCGUUAAUUGUUAAGUCAUUGCCGGACGAGAAGCAGGCCAUUCUGGCCCGCCUAAAUAUAUACAACAAAGAGACCAUUUUCUAUACAAAUAUCAAGCCGAAGUUGGAGGCGCUUAUGUGGGGAGCGCAAGAUGCUUCCAGUCCUUGGACGUUAGCUGCCAAGCACUACUAUUCUACCACUCAACCGGAGCAGACCAUCGUCUUUGAGGACCUUUGCUCCGAGGGAUACCAGUUGAAAUGCCGUCAAUUGGGACUGGACUUCGAACACGCGUCUAUGGUCAUGCGGAAGUUGGCCGAGUAUCAUGCCCUUACUAUGGUGAUGGCCGACCGGGAACCAAAGACAAUAGUGGAUCGAUAUCCCUUCGGCCUUCUGCACAUGGAUGCCAUUAAGUCGGAGCCUUUCAAACUUCUUUUUGGGACCCAACUCCUAAAGCUAGCCGCCCUAUUGGGUGAUUGUGAGGGGUUUGGUUCGAUUACCACGAAGCUGUACCGUUACCAUGAACACUUUACAGAGCGCGUCCUGAAGGCAGUGUACCCGCUUUGCGGACAGCAUAAUGUCCUUAAUCAUGGCGACCUUUGGGUGAACAACAUAUUUUUCAAGUACGAUGUUCACUACAACGUGCAGGAGGUAAAAAUUAUUGAUUUUCAGCUGUGUUUCCACGGCAGUUUGGGCUUUGACAUAAACUACUUUUUGAACACUAGCUUGGAGCUGGACGUUCUACGUGACAGGCGGCAAGAGCUUAUCGACAUAUACUACAAGAUUCUAGUGGACAAGCUAGAGCACCUGCCAUGGGUCAAGCCGCUGCCCAAAUAUGAGGGCGUCAUGGAUGAAAUCCGGGAACGCGAGGCCUACGGUUUUUUUGUAGCCUUUGGCUUUUUCCCGCUGAUGAGCAUGAUCGGAGUAGAUUCGGAGGACAACUCGUUGAAAAACUUCCACAAUGAGGCAUUCGCCAGGCAUAAGGUCCAGCUCAUGUUUGAAGGAAACACUAAAACCCUAGAGAGCUUGAAAUGUACACUAAAGCGUCUGGAUGAGUUAAAAAUGUUUGACUAACCGUUUCAAAAAUCGAAAUAUAUAUUUUUUUCUCAAA